Lepisosteus oculatus (spotted gar) is the source of this 3576-nucleotide messenger RNA. Its product is annotated as THAP domain-containing protein 2. The record is from RefSeq and is a predicted model, not a curated record. Lineage: Eukaryota; Metazoa; Chordata; Actinopteri; Semionotiformes; Lepisosteidae.
GCGCAGAAAUGUCGACGUUUAAAGAUGAAGAUUUUGCUUGAGAUAUGUGGUUUGAGAGUGUUUAUUGAGCUAAAAAAUAACAUUGUAUACUAAUAUAUAUAAAGAAGUAUCUUUAGCAGCACUACAUUAACAUUUAGUGCGCAUAUGCAAGGUUUGGUAAGUUUCUAUGAAAUAAUACGGAAAUAACGCAAGGGAGCUGGUUAACUUCGUAUGAAGCUGUGGGCUGUCAUCUUGGUGAAGCACUAUCCCGAAUUAGAAGGUAUUAUUUGGCUAUCUUUUCUGCUGUUUGGAGUAUGCCCACGAGUUGCGCUGCAUACGGCUGCACUAACAUCAGGACUAAGGACUGCGGUGUGAGUUUUCACAGAUUCCCAUUGAACAAGGAGAGGAGGACUGCAUGGAUUCGACAUGUCAGGAGGGCUGAUUUCAUUCCUUCUCUUUACACAUUUCUCUGCUCCAAUCACUUCGAGGCAUCAUGCUUUGACCGAACGGGCCAAACUGUGAGGUUGAGAGAAGAUGCUGUGCCCACAAUCUUUGAUUUCCCAGGACAGAAACACAAAAAGGCGUCCAGUCCUCGGGAGACUGCCACCAGCAGAAAAGCACUGGCCCCCAUCUCCACCCCUCUUGAGCAGCCAGCCCAGCCUGUCAAUGUGUACGAAGACCACAGCUACUGUCUGGUCAGCCUCUCGGCGGCCAAAGAGAAGAUCUCAGACCUCAAGGAGCAGCUGGAGGCAGCCAGGAAGAAGCUGAAAGCCAGCCAGCAGCGGGAGCGCAGGCUGGGCAUGCGCUGGGCGGAGAUGAGAGACUUGAUGACGUGCCUGAAGAGAAAGAAACUCGUACCGUCUGGUUUGGCUUCAGAUGUUAUAGAUAGCACCCUGGGUGGCAUGGAUUUAAAAGCCCUAAAGAAAGAAAUGAGGAUUCAAUCCAGGACCCUUCACCGCCGCUACUACAGCUUUGAGUCCAGGCACUUUUGCCUCACCUUGCACUUACAUGCCCCAGAGGCUUACAAAUAUGUAGAACAGCACCUGGAUCUGCCCCACCCCAGUGUGCUGAGGGAGUGGGCAGAUGUGUCAGCUGGCCAUCCUUUCAAAGAGGAACUCUUCAAGUGGCUCAGCGGGUACUCCCUGCAGGACACAGAGUUUUACCUCCGCAUCAAUGGUGGGACUGUUCAGGCAGAUCUGGACUGGGACAGCUCUAAUGAGGAAGAUUUUGAGUUGGGGGACCCAUUGGGGGGUACCCCCAAGGACUCUGCUGCAAGUGAAGCUUUGGUUUUCCUGCUGGUCACUGUAAAUGGAAACUUGAAAUUGCCCCUUGCGUACUCAUUAAGCAAUAACUUGUCAGGAGAUGCUUUAAAAGACUUAGUUCACCAGUGUCUGGCAAAACUCUACGACUUUGGGGUGUGUAUAAGGGAGGUCACUUUUGAUGACAUUUCCACUAACAUCUUUAACAGCAAAGUUGCUAAGGAUGAACUGUAUUCGUUGCUGUUUAAUUUCAUUCUUUCACACGCAGCUGAAUCCGCGCUGUAACAGUGUGUGGUGGAAAUAAAUGGCGUGUACAUACAGGAGGCAAUCUAAAGACACCAGUUAACCCGGAAAGCAUGUCUUUGGAUUGUGGUGAAAGCGUUAGCACCCCACAAAAAUCCACAGGGGCACAGAGGAAGCAUUUAAAAACACCACCCCAGGCUGGAAUCGAACACAUGCCAUUUGCAAACCACAAAAAUGAAUGCGAAUUAAUUGUAACUGUUGUCUAAUAAUAACAGGCCUGUGUUUCAGUUAUUAAAAUACAACAUCCACCAUUUGCUCUGUUUGUUUGGUCCUGUCACCUGGAGGUGAUACUCGGUUCUCUUUUAUGAGCCUGUCUUCUUCCAGCAUUGUCAAGGCAGACGCACCAGAGGAAGGCAGCAGAAGCAUUUCAAUGAGACGGUGAAAGCAAACCUGAAGAAAUGCAACAUUGAUACCACCUCUUGGUAGCCCUCCUGUUGCCCUUGACUGGUUCAAAUAGAGGGAGCCCAUCUGGAAAAGAGCCCGACACUUUGAGAUCAAAGUGAUGUCAAAAUGAGGAAUUGAGCUGAGAGUGCCGAAGAGAGCUCACUGUGACUAGACUGCCCAUUACACGAUUUAAUAUAUUGUGAGACCUGCUCAGACUGCCAGUGUGAUCCUGUUUUGGCCUGAUCAUAAUCUUUGGAUUUAAGGACCAUGAAAGAUAAACAAUGACCAAAUGUAUCACUAUAGUCUUAUUUUUAUAUUACUAUUUGUUCAGUAAUACCCUUUGUGCUAAAACCAAGAUACCUUAUAUGUGUGUUUCAACACACAGCACAAAUCCGAAUAACUCACAUUUCUGACUAUUCCUGACCUACUUCAACCAUAGCAACUGUACCACUUCUGAAAAACAGAAAUCGUGUUGACUAUUUGGAUUUGUAAAACUUGAAGAAAGGAAACUUGCAAGGUUUUACUUUGGCAUGAUGAUUUUAACAGAUGAUUUUAGCAUUUGGGUGACACGGUGGUGCAGUGAUGAACAUUGCUACUUCUCAGCACUGAGGACCUGGGUUAAAUUCCUCUGGUACUACCUGUGUGGAGUUUGUAUUUUGUCCCCAUGUUUUCAUGGGUUUCCUUCCCACAGUUCGAAUACAUUCCAAUACAUUCAUUGGAUUCCGGGAAAAUGUGUCCUGGUGUGUUUGUGUCUGUAUGGCUGCUUGCAAUGGACUUGUACACAAAUGUCAGCCUGCUACCCUGUGACAACUACAGUGUGUGAAGACAAACAGAAACAUACAGUAGUUUUCCUUUUUAAACAACUUGAAUUAAAGAAUAGGAAUAGGAAAGAACUUCACCUUUCUAACUGAGAGAAGUAAGAUGUUGAAUUUGAAAGAGUUUUUCCGAAAGUUAGAAGGAAUUCCACAUCUUGCCAGUAAGGUACAUGUUGAGCUUUCCUCGCUUUAAGGCUCUGGAAUGGUUUGAGUUAGAGAGCCUUUGAGUUUGAGUGCCUGUUGUUUCCUUCAUUAUGUUAUAACCCACAAGGUUUUUCUAGCUCCACUAAGUCUUCUGUGUGAAGAACUUUACUGGAUGAAGUCUAGCUUUGAUUGUACAAUACAACAAUUGGAUAGAAGAUUAUUCUUAGAUUUCUCUGCUGUAGUGCAACAGUAACAUUCACACCAAAACCAAUCUGACAUAUUUGUUAAAAUUAGUUAUGAUAACUUUUCUUUCUUACUUUUGGAGGAAAAAAAAAACAAUAAAUGUGUUAUUUUGUAAAAAAAGUGUUUUUAAAACUAUUUGCAUACUUUUUGUUUAAGUAUUAAGGUAUUAAGUAUUUUUCCUCACUUUAUUAUUAGGUUUUUGAAUUCAGAGAUCUGAAAAUAUUUUUUCCCAGGCACAAUGUUGUCCAGUUAACUGAACUAAUAACUAGCUUAUGUAAUGAGCAGAAUUAGACUGUUAAAGAGCUGAGUCAAAUUGAAAACCUGCAGAGCCAUCAAGAUUCUCACAAGAUUCCUGGUCUGCACUGUUAUGUUCAAGUAUGCAUCAUGCCUACACAGUAGGACUCAUAUCAGGUAGGUAUGAUUCUGGCAUGAAUAAACUUUGCGUGUGA